UGACUCAGGGCAGGUGGCUAAGUCCAGGAACUGCAGAGUUUGGAGUGGAAGGCAGAGUUCCCAGUGGGAGGGAAGGUGAGCUGAGGCCAGAAGCCAGGGCAGGCUUCACUGAACUCAGAACACAGGUCAGCACGUGGACUCAUGGUGCCUCGUGCAUCCAUUUGUCUGUAGGGAAUGAGACCUGGCUGUGUUGAGAGCCUGUGGGUGCUCAAAGCUAAUGAGAAGGAAGGCUGUGGACUCCAGAGGUGACACUGAGUUGAUAUUCAUCAGAUCCCAACAACAACAACCUUCAGCUCCAUGAUGGAUGUGUGUUUGGCCAUGAGAGAUGGACAGGAGGGACAUGGCUAGUGCCAAGUGGGCACACGUCCCUGUCCAUGGGAGAUAUAAAGGGCACCCUGUGAGGAGCCAGAGGACACUCUGCCCAGGUGACCUGCCUUGUGUGAGAGCCCAGUGCCUGGAGAUGAAGAGCCUGCUCCUCACCAUCCUGCUGCUGGGGCUGGUGGCUGUCCUGAAGGCUCAGGAAGCCCCGCCAGAUGACCUGGUGGAUUACUCUGGGAUCUGGUACGCAAAGGCCAUGGUACACAAUGGUACCCUACCCAGUCACAAGAUACCCAGUAUAGUUUUCCCUGUGAGAAUAAUAGCUCUGGAAGAAGGAGACUUGGAGACCACAGUUGUAUUCUGGAACAAUGGUCAUUGCCGUGAGUUUAAAUUCGUGAUGAAGAAAACAGAAGAGCCUGGCAAAUACACCGCUUUUCAUAACACGAAGGUUAUUCAUGUGGAAAAGACGUCGGUGAAUGAGCACUACAUUUUCUACUGCGAAGGCCGGCACAAUGGGACGUCGUCAUUCGGGAUGGGAAAGCUCAUGGGGAGAGACUCUGGUGAAAAUCCAGAGGCCAUGGAAGAAUUUAAGAAUUUCAUAAAGCGCAUGAAUCUCCGACUGGAAAACAUGUUUGUGCCAGAGAUCGGAGAUAAAUGUGUUGAAAGUGACUAGGCAGCUACCCAGGUCUGCAACAGCUGAGCCAGCCUUGCUUCCAACACCAAGCUGGGACAUCCCUUCACCACACCUCUCCUGGACCAAACUUCCCACUGCUUCACCACCACCACCUCAGUACCUGCUCCCCUCUCCCCUGACUCCAAAUAAAUCUCUUUAGCAGUG
Mus musculus (house mouse) is the source of this 1156-nucleotide messenger RNA. RefSeq names its product odorant binding protein 2A (gene Obp2a). Lineage: Eukaryota; Metazoa; Chordata; Mammalia; Rodentia; Muridae. Gene Ontology annotation, cellular component: extracellular region. The record is from RefSeq and is a predicted model, not a curated record. The transcript is spliced from 8 exons. Bases 326 to 991 code for a protein of 221 amino acids. Gene Ontology annotation, molecular function: small molecule binding.